Messenger RNA from Paramuricea clavata, 11561 nucleotides. The record is from the annotation of a GenBank genome assembly. Lineage: Eukaryota; Metazoa; Cnidaria; Anthozoa; Malacalcyonacea; Plexauridae.
AUGAUUAUCCGAGUUGACAAAUGCAGUACCUUUGGCAUUAAAAAAGCGAUCACAAAAUCAGUUCAGUACUUGCCAAAACUCCUCAUCAGCAAUCAACUAAUACCAAAAAUCACCAUUGGAGAAUCAUUUCAAUAUUUAGGACGUUACUUUGAUUUCCACAUGUCGAAUGAUAAUCACAAAACUGAACUAACCACCCUACUGAAUGAACUAAUGUCUGAUAUUGACUCAAAGCCACUACACCCCAAAAAUAAACUGCUCCUCUACAGUCGCUACGUCUUGUCCAAGUUAGCCUGGCACUUCACCGUCGCAACACUCUCUAAAACAUGGGUUACUGAAAAUAUCGACUCUAUUGCCAACAAAUAUAUCCGCAGAUGGCUUGAAGUACCAAUAUCAGGAACACUAAGUACUGUCUUUCUAACAAAUAACAAAUUUGGCCUGAGUAUUUAUCCUCCAUCUGUAAAAUUUAUCCAGUGUCAAACAGUCCUCCGAAAAGCUUUAAAAUAUUCUCCUAAUGAAUCAACUAACGACCUGUGGAGAGCAACCAGUAACCAUACUAAUAUCCAAUAUGACGCUUAUAACUCUACUAAGGAAGUUCUCAAAGAUUUCCGUUCUGGACACGAAAACAAACUCCUAAACCAAUUAACCAGUCAAGGAUCCUUUUUCUGCAGCGUCACGAAGUUCGCUUUACCUCAGCUUAGCAAGGUGUGGUCCAUCGCCCAAUCAAAGCUCCCGAAAAACAUUUACAACUUUACCAUUCGUUACAUUAACAACUCUCUUCCGACGCGCAAAAACCUAAACAGAUGGGCAAUAUCUUCAAAUUCAGACUGUUCUUUUUGUCUUAGCCCUGAAACAUUACUACACAUAGUAGCUGGAUGUCAGUUUUAUCUCGACCGAUUUACGUGGAGACACAAUUCAGUCCUGAACUUUCUUGCUCAUCAGUUACAAACUGUUGACGGUUCUACUCUCUACGCUGAUCUAAAUGGAUUCAAAAGCCCUUCAAUACUUACUGGUGAUACGUAUCGCCCAGAUUUGUUAUUAUCGUGCUCAAAUGGUUCCUUAUAUGUGGUUGAACUCACCACUGGUUAUGAGACAAACCUCAAAAACAACGUAAAACGGAAGAAGGAUAAAUAUAGAGAAUUAUUGAGACAGCUAGGUAAAAAUUUUAACCAAGUUAAAUUUAUAAAUCUCUCCAUCAGCUCUUUAAGUAUUUUUGCAGAAGAAUGUUAUACAUUUUUAGACAUGUUAGAUAGUAUUGGUCUUGACAAAAACCACCAAAUGUACUGCGUUAGGAAAAUGAUGACUAUUGCUAUUAGAACUACAUAUUACAUUUUCUGUUGCCGAAAUAAAGAAUGGGAAAAUCCGGAUUUACUAACAAUUUGACUUAUCUCAUUGUAUAUAUAUAUAUAUAUUGCAUGCACUUUGUUCUGUUAUUUUAGUUUAGUAUAAUUGUGAUUCAAAUAGCCAACCGUAAGUUACCUUUAUGAGAGAGAUUUACGAUUGUAUAUGUAUGUAAAGAAAAACAUUUAAUAAAGUUUCCAUUAUUAUUAUUAUUAUUAUUAUUAUUAUUAUUAUCUAAUCAAUGAGCAGGAAGCAGAUUAUGAUAAAGUCAAGUUCGUCAAUUUAUCCUUGAGUACCCUCGGAGUUUUUGGCCGAUCUUGUGAAAAUUUCGAUGGCAUGCUAAGUAGCCUUAAAUGUGAUGCCAAGUAUAGUAAAUACAUAAAAAAAGCAAAUCGUGAACAUAUGCAUACGAACAUCAUAUUAUGUAUUUUGUAAACGAAACAAGGUGUGGGAUAACCCAAAAUUAAUGUUAAUAUAAUCCUUCUUAAAAUAAUUAUUGUACAAUAAAUAUAUAGUAUCAAUUCAAGUAGACAUUGAUAAACUACCUGUAAAGCGAGGUUUAUCAUUGUAGUUGUAUAUAUCCUAAUAAUCAAUAAAUAAAGUUUCCAUUAUUAUUAUUAUUAUUAUUAUUAUAGGCUUUAUUUAAUGAGGCUAACACUUUACAGUAGUAAAUUAACACUGAUGACUUCGUGGCCCUCAAAAGCUUUUGCAUAUAGUUUGGCAACAGAUCAAACAGAUAGGUUUUUUAUUAGACAAAGAGUAUUAAUACUUCAUAACAUAUUGACUUAGCGAGAUCUUAUUCAUUGGUAGCUACUUGGGCGACUAAAAAAUGUUCAAAAAAUAUCAACCGGUCCCCUAUAACACCAAUUACGGCAACUACUACUCACAAUGGAACAGGCCGUUCACAGGGGCUCUCCAGAGAACUUGUUCUUGUCCUUUUUUUAUAGAAUUUUUUUACAAUCAUACAGUAGUCCCCCGCUAACUCGAACUCGCUUAACUCGAACUCUUCGCUAACUCGAACUAAAUCCAAUUCCCCUUGGAUCUGGUACUGUUUUUUAUAGUAAUUUACUCCGCUUAACUCGAACUCGCUUAACUCGAACUCCUCGCUAAUUCGAACAAAUUUUGUUUUCCCUUGGUCAAAUUUAUCCCGUUAACUCGAACUUUGUUUUCGAGUCGUGGAUCGGCAAACCUUAAAAUGUCAGAACAUAGCAUUUUGACAACCGGUAACUUGGAUUUUUAUUCAAAUGACGACAAUUUAUUCGGUGUAUAAAUGAUCAUAAAUUUUAAAAGAUUAUACACAUAGUUGCGACGAUUGUUAUUGAUCUAGUUUUUUAGUUCCUUUUGUAAAAUCUCUACAUGUUUUUCCUAAGAACUUUAGUUUGCAUGGAACUUGCAUGCCUUCUCCAUCACCCAAGUUAAAAAGAUACUGACUAAAGAACAUUAGUUAUAGGGAUGCACAAUUAAACUUUUUGUAAUUUGAUGAACAUAAGAAAACUUUUAUACCUUAUUAAUUAUUAACAUAAUAAACGUAAUCUGACACCAACUCCGGUUAAUUCGAACACCCGCUAACUCGAACAAAUUUUUCGUUCCCCUUGGGAGUUCGAGUUAGCGGGAUUCUACUGUAUUUUAAUCAAAAUGAGUUUGCCCCAAGAGCGUACACCCUUAUCUAGAGGGCUUGCCCUUUUAACCCCAGCCAAGUGUACCAACCUCUUCGUUUUAUGUCUAAGUUUUCCCUCCUAUUUUCAUUCAGGACUUUAUUCAUAUUGAAAAGUCGAAAGCAGACGACGAAACUGAACUGGAGUCAACAAUGACCAUUAUUAGUUCCAGACUUCUUCUCUAUGUUCGCGCGCUGACGAACUCCGUAGCAGCUUUGAUGGCCGACGUUCUUAACAGAGGUGCAGUAGAAUCUAUAAUCUCAGAGGCGAAAGCCCCGCCUAGCUCUGACGACUUCGCCAACGAUGCCCAAAUUUGGUUUAGAAAAUAUUAUGGGACUUUUUGUUUACGGCGACGUGUCACGUUUUAUCUUCUUCUAGCUCCAUUUCAAGAAGAAUGCGAUGCUUUAGAACGAGAAACUACACUGUCAGGUAGCCGACCCUCUUUAUUUCUAACGACCCUUGUUUUUUCGAUGUGAUUGGGUUGUUUACUUACUUACCUACCUACCUACCCUAUAUGUUUUUUCUUUGCUCGCUUAACGUGUUAACGUGACACCAAAAUGGCGUCUGUUGCCCACAGGUAUUGCUUCUUGAAAGGUAUUGCUUCUUAACUCUGUGGCAACAUAUUUCCCUGUCUUUUCCAGAGGAUCGUGUUGAUCAUUCAGAUUCUCCGCUGACAGAUAUGACAGUAUUGUUUGGAGGCGCAGGUCGCCUGGCAAAUUUUCUGGAAUAUUUUGACAAAUGGCUGGAAAAAGAGGAAACACAAACGUUUUGGGAAUCAUUGGCUUGGGUUAGGAACAAAUUGUAAGUUGAAAAGUGUUGCACAUUUUUGCAUAUAGUUAGAUGCAUCUUGCAUCUGACAUGUCUAGGGUGCGGUGUGUCUGAAUGCGAACCCCUUGAAAUCUAUGAAGCUCCUCCAGCAAACGUUAGCAUUACCCAGUCGUGAUCCUCAACAACGCCCCCUCCCUCCACUUUGAAAAAUCUGCAUCUUGUGGAAAAUCAUAUCCCCCAUACAAAGUAUACCCUUGCAAGUUUAGUUUAGAUCUGCUCAUGGUGUAAUCCGUGGUUUAUUUAUCUCUUUUAGUAUGUCAAGAAUUUACUCAUUAUUAGGUAAGUGUAAAACUUAACCUAAAACAUACUAACCAGUGCGCAGCACGACUAGCUACAAGUGUUUUGAAUAGCUUCAAACACGACUACAAUAGAUGCCGUCUCAUUAGGAUGGAGUUUUAUGUAAAGAAUACUAAUUAAGAUGAGAUUUAUUAGGUACUACUGUAUAAAGCUUCUUCACGUGACAUAUUAUGGUUGACAUGAUUUACCAAUACGCUUAUGAAUUCAAAUAUUAAUGAGUGUUUGAAGAUCUUGGAUAUGAUCAAACGCGCUUAAUAUUAUUACGUAUUACACUUACUUAGUUACAUACAUAGCCUGGACUAUUUUAUCUUUUACAACAAUUGUAAAAUUAUUUUUAUAACUGUGUUUAUCCUAAACCACCUUGUCACUGACUUCCCCCAUCAUUUUAUUUCGCAUCAAGGUCGAAUUCAUCACGCACAAGUCGACUGGAUCGAUGGUGUUUCAGAAUUUUUUCGCAACAUGUGUCACGUGUUUGGUCACGUGUACACUGUAAAUAGAGUAAGUUCAACCUUUGAUGGAUGUCACCAUUGACAGAGCAGCAGAGGAUAGUCUACCUUAAAUUAAUAAAUUUUGUUGACACUGAUAGGGGCAAGCAAAUUAUACAACAUCUUUUAAUUUCUGAUUAUUUGUCACCAACUACACGCGUAAAAACGUCUGUUCACAAGCUGUUAACAAGAUAUAUUCGCACUGCUUGUUACAAGUUGUCAACAGGUUUGGAACAACUUGUUGACAACUUGUAACAACCUUGUCGAAAUUAUCAGGCUUGUUGCAAGGUUGUUCUGACAAGUCUGUGACAUGCUUGAUAUAACAAGAUUGUUACAACCUUGUGUUGACAACCUUGUAACAUCAUUGUUAUAUCAUGGCUGUAACAAACUUGUUAGCACAAUCUUGUAACAAGGCUGAUAAUGCCAUCAAGCUUGUUACAAGUUGUUAACAGCUUGUUUCAAACUUGUUACAACAAACUGGGAACAAGCAGUGCGAGCACAACUUGUUGACAGCUUGUGAACAGACGUGUAACAACUUGUUUGCAGACCUGUGACAACUUGUGCGUUUUUACGUGUGUAUACACGCGUAGAAAUCUCACAUCUUGUAACAAGUCUGCCAACAAGCCGUCAACAUGUUGUAUUCGCACUGCUUGUCCCAAGUUGUAAACAAGUUUGGAACAAGCUGUUAACAACUUGCAACAACCUUGUUGAUAUUAUCGUACUUGUUGCAACAAGUCCGAUGCAGUCAUGAUAUAACAAUAUUGUUACACCUUGUAUGGUCAACCUUGGAACAUUCUUGUUAUAUCAUGACUGUAUCAGACUUGUCGAAACAACCUUGUAACAAGUCUGAUAAUGCCAUCAAACUUGUUACAAGUUGAUAACAGCUUGAUGGUAUUAUCAGACUUGUAGCAAAGUUGUUCUAACAAGUCUGAUACAGUCAUGAUAUAACAAGAAUGUUACAAGGUUGAUGACACAAAGUUGUAACAAUAUUGUUAAUCAUGACUGUAUCGGACUUGUUGGAACAAGUCUGAUAAUAUCAACAAGGUUGUUACAAGUUGUUAACAGCUUGUUAACAGCUUGUUCCAAACUUGUUGACGGCUUGUUGACAGACUUGUUACAAGAUGUGUUCACAACAGGCGUGCAGCAUGCUUGUCAACAAAAAAUUGUAACAAUGCUGUUAUUUUAUCAAGUUGCAACAAGGUUGUCACUCACAAGUUGUUGAAUUGCAGGUUAAUAACAAAUUGUUCGAACAACCUUGUAACAAGUUUGUUGAGUCAACGACCUUGUAGCAAUUUGUCAACAAGGUGGGAACAAUUAAGCAGUACGAUAGUGAGAUGGUGCUUGGUAAUAAAACAGACUUAAUCCAUUUUAACUCACUGUAUUUUAUUUUAUAGUUAAAACCUUUCUUUGAGAAUGAACUUAAAUGUAUAUUUGAAGACGAGCAAUGUAAGUUUGAGCUUCUUUAAACUUUGAUUUGUCAGCGUGUUUCCAUGAAGCUGCCGUGGUAGACAUUACACAACAUACUUAAACAUUAUUUUUGUUCAGCUCUUAGCGACGAAGAGAAACAGCAAGUUAUUUCAAGCGCAAUUAUUCCUGUUUUUCUUCUCGGUAUUUUGACGUCAUAUUCGAAAGUGAGUAGUGAUUUCCUUUGUCUUUUCCCCGUGAGGUUUCUUAAUAAAUUUAUGUUUCACUGGGAAAAAAAGUGAAAUCCAUACUACGAAAUUUGCAAUUGCACCACUAAUUCAAUAGUAUAUCCAUACUAUUUUGAUACUAUAUCCACACUAUGGAAAUAUACAAUUAUUAUGGAUAACCAAAAUCCAUUCUAUUUCCAAUAAAGGUCCAUACAAUUUCCAUUCUAUGGCCUUCUAUGGAUUUUCAAAAUUUUCCCCAGUGUUUAUGAUUGUCUAAUGAAUUUUAUGUAAUAUAUAAAAUUUGCUGUAAUUUCAUGAAUGAUUUGUGUUCCAUGUAGACGGAUGAUCAGGAGAAUGUAAAGUCCUUUAUGAAAGAUGCACUCACGUCAUUUGCUUCUCAGCAAAAAGACUCGCAUUCUUUAUAUUUGGUUUGUGAGAAAUUAAGGUAAAUUUUGAAACGUUUCAUUUUAUGUGGAAACAAUUUUGUAGUUACUGUGUGAUAGCUACAUAAUUAUAGAGCCGUCUACCAGUAUAUUAGUAUCACUUGUGAUGUCAUUGCAUGACUACAUUAGGUGUAGCACAUGGGUAUUGGGUAAUUAUAUGGGGGUUUGAUAGGAUAUAUUGCGUUGCAUGAGGUAUAGUUGGGGGUAGUGUGGUCUAAUAUAGUGCACCUUGGCAUUGCUUAGUAUUGUAUUUGAGGAUAAAAAAUGUUUAUCAUGUCUUCUUUGCUAUUCUAGUUCGGAUGAGAUAUGGUGUGAAGUUCUAUUUGAAACAUUAUGGGGUCUUCUCAUACACUCCGAGCCGAAUGUCAGAUCUGUUGUGCCUCACUUAUUGCAGGUAAAAGAAUUGAAUAAUGGUUUAACUUAAGUUUACAGUCCUUAGUUGUUAUUUUAUUGAUUUUAUUCUAAUGUAGACGAUGAUUAAAAAUCUGGACAAAACCUCGAUUAUGAAGCGAGUGCUGCCUGCCCUGGUUACGUUGUCCACGGAUAACGACAAGUAAGUUUAAACACAAGUACAAUACUUGCUUUAGUACUAUAAAUAACCAGUCGCCAAGGUCGAUUCCACUGUUUGAAUAGACCUUUCCCCUUUUGAGUGAAAUUUUGAUCUAGACAAGUCUCGACAAAAAUUUCAUCACAGCUUGAAAGAGCGUCACAAAGUUAGUAAUACUCCGAAGUUUCGUUGCGAAAUGUUGUAAAAUGCGGAUAAUAUAACCUUGUUUUUCAGUCAUUUUGCAUUACAAAUGGGAAAUUGAUAAUCAGAUGGUCAAACUGAUUAUCAAUUUCCCAUUUGUAAUACAAAAUGACUGAAAAAAGGGCAAACUUCGCAGGGAUAUAUUAUCCUCAUUUUACGACAUUUUGCAACGAAACUUCGGAAUAUUACUAAUUUUGUGAUGCUCUUUCAAGCUUAGACUUGUCUAGACUUGUCUAGAUCAAAAUUCCACUCAUAAGGGGAAAGGUCUAUUAGGAAUCUGAUUGCAUUUCAUUAGAGUCCUUGUUUGUUUCAGAUCAGUGCGCAUAUCAACUGUGCCAGCUUUCGGAGCAAUUGUGGAGCAUAUCAGUGAUGAUGAGGUUUGUUAAAUAUUUUUAAAUAUUUCGGAAUUUUUUGAGGGCUUGGUCAUGGAGAAUGGUAGGGAUGGAUCCAGCCACAUCUGGUAGGUGGGAAAGGGGGUGGGUUGGGUUGGGAAUUACAUCUCCAGAUCCAAAUUUGAUAAGGGCUAGGAGGGGUGCGCCUCCCCCAUAGUCCUUACCCAGUACCUCUCAGUAAAUCCAUUUGUGUCCUUCUGCUUUCUGAAGCUCAUUCGAACUCUUCUGAACCAAGAUUUUUCUUCGAAAAAAUAAAAUAUUUUUGUCCCAUGUGUUUUGUAGAUGUUGGAGAAAAUCCACAUUCAGUUCCAGUCCUUCCUCAGUGAUCCGUCAUAUUACGAUCAACAUGAGCUACAGGUAGCCCUAAUACGAACAUUUGGAAAAAUUGGACCACAUUCGGAGCCUCGAUUUAGGGAUGAUUGUAAGUAACGAAGAGUUUGUCUUUGCUGACGUGGUUUGUGUUUCAACUAUCUGGUUUCAAUCUACAGUUUCAACUUUUUUCAGGUGGUUCAAACAUAAACCACGACAGCUUAAUGUUGAAUAGUCCCUAUAUUGGACCACUACGUUUGAGAUAUCUUUUUCAGGUAGUUCAGACAGAAACUACGACAGCUUAUUGUAGAAUACUACUAGAAUACUACCUACACUGGACAGCCACAUUUGAGAUAUCUUUUGUAGCUAGUUCGGACACAAACCACGGCAGCUUAUUGUAGAGUACUACUUACACUGAACCCCCACGUUUGAGAUAUAAAAACUAAUAUUCCAUGUUUUCUUUACUAGUUCUUCAUCCCAAACUAACAGAACUUGUGAUGAGAAAUGCGAAGACAGAAGACGAAGCGAAGAAGACAGAGGUCGCUGUAGUUUUACUUGAAGCAUACGCCUCGUUAACCUGUUGCUGUAUCCUUUAUAUCACUUCAGCUGUAAUAAAUUCUAUGUUAAACCAUGUGGCGCUUCUUAAUCCCCCGCUCCUCCAACUCAAUGUUGAGCUUGUGUCAUGGUAAAUUACCAAAAGUUGUUUCGACGCUGUUUACAACAUUGUACUGGGGGAGAGGGGGUGACGAAAUUUGUUUUAUCAAUGUGCAUUCACUUUGCAAUAUUGACUGGAAUGGUCUGAAUGGUUGAUACCGUGUCAAUAUAUACUGCGUUUCCUUAACAUUUGCAAGUUAUCCCUGAAGACAUCUUACGCAAUAACACUCUGCCUGGUCUCAUGUAUUUGAAACAAGAUCUUGCUACGCUGGCUCCAGACUAUGAGGUAAUUGAAACAGCAUGGUCUUAUAAUGGCCGAUUCCACUACACAACUUUUGCCUAAAACUGUCGCAUGCAACCUGUUUACAACUUGAGUCGUACUGUGUAAAUCAAGCACACAACUCACUAACGGCAAGGUAGGUGAGUUGUAUGCUUGAUUUACACAGUACAACUCAAGUUGUAAGCAGGUUGCAUACGACAGUUUUAGGCAAAAGUUGGAUAGUGCAAAUCGGCCUGACGGCCUGAUUGUGUGUUUAUAACUGUGUGACCAUCAGGGAUGGAAUUCCCGUGGGGAAGGGGUGCGCACCCCUUAGCCUUCGAAAAGAAGGGUGCCAAUUCAUUAUCAGAUCGAUUUUUCAGUUUAGAAAGGCAAUAUCCUGUCACCAUUAUCACAAUAAGGUUCCUGAAGCCUGCCAGGGGACAGUGUUUCUCCUGCUUUCAGAACACUUCUGCGCGUAACUCUAAGUGAUUAUGGACCUGGUCAACAAUUACUCCCUGACCAUGCCAUGGGUCGAUGAGCACCCCCACCUACCCUAUCUAGUUGGAUCCAUCCCUGGUGACCAUGUUGUGAAUUUUUAGGCGACGGUGAGUUUACUAAUGAAAGAUUGUGAGGACAAAUUGGUCAGCCAAAAGACUGCAGGGUGAGUUUUCGUAGAAGUAUAUAGCACGUGCUCGUAUAAAUGAUGAGUAAAUUGCGUGCUCACAUAGAUAAUAUGCGUGCUCACACAGAUAAUGUGCGUGCUCACACAGAUAAUGUGCGUGCUCACACAGAUAAUAUGCGUGCUCGUUUAGGUAAAUAACGUUCCCGUUAAUUAAGGUCACAUGCUUGCCCAUAAAUUGCUUGCUCCUGUAAGUCCCGUGCGUGCUCUGGCCGAAUUUUUACGUGAAGAUUUCAUUUUCCUUGCAGGCCAGGUCCAACUGCAUCCAAGGUUCACGCGGAGGACGUAAAACGCGCCAUCCUGAACAAAUUUCAUAAACUUAAGGAAGUAUCGCCUAAACCUAAAAUGGUUGAUAUUUUUAGGAAAAAGAAUCGCUCAGAUUCCGAUAAACCAAGCUAAAAUAAUUCAAUGAAUAUUAAUGAAUCCCAAAUAGCGAUAAAAUCGCUGUCCAUAUAAAGCCACUAGUUCACAGUGUCGACAACAAUGUCGCGUUCUGUGCCGAUGAAAUUGCAAUUGAAUUAUAACAUGUGGCUAGAAGAUAAUUAACAUGUGAAGAUUACACAGUUAUUCAGCUAUUAUUUAAAGGCUUUCAAAAAUGUUGGGGGCGAUUGCCGCCCUGCCAGUAUCCGCGUACUGAUACAUAUUUUAAAUCUUCUAGUCUACAUGUUAUGACUCAAUUGAGAUUUAUCCCGACGCAAAACGCGUGAUUUGAAUGCGCGGACGACUAUAGGAACACAAAGCAUAAAGGCCCACACAGACCGGACGCGAUUCGGCAACGCGACGGGAAUUUUCAGUUUUCAAAAACAAAUAAAACCGUCAACGGAUAAAAAUUUUACAAGAUAUGCAGACCAAAUAGCUAAAAUUGCUUAAGUGGUUCCGAAUAUUUGAAAAACAUUGAAAAAUAUCAAAGUUAAAUGUCAUUGAAAACUGAAAAUUCGCGUUGCCAAAUCGCGUCCGGUCUGUAUGGGCCUUCAUGCAACACAGAUUCGCGAGUUCAAUAUUUCUAAUCAAUUCAAUCUCGUUGGAUAAAUGUGGGCCACUGCACCGUGUGCUUCCAAAAAUGAAUAUUCGUAAUGAAAUUUUAAAGGUACGAACGUCCAUAGACCGAGCAUGCGCGAUAUAACAUUUGAUUUCAAAAUUCGCCUAAACGUGAAGUAAAACUACGGAAUUCUAUUCAAUUUUAACUAUGAAAUGAAACGCACCAAGGUAUGAAUAUAGUAUUUUUCGUAAUUUAGAUAAUUUAAUAUAAAUGGAUAAUGUUAUGUCAAUGCACUAACGACAUUCGACAGCAUUAAAUUUAAAUAGAAAAUGAAAUACGUAUUAAAUUACAGUAGAUAGUUGUGUAACAUAAAAAUGUCCUUUGCUAGCCUAGUCCCAGGCCUUCCCGCGUGACUUGAUCCGGGAGAAGGCCUAGCGAAAUUCGUCAACUUGGUGUAGUCCUAAAUUCAUAAAUUUCCUUCCAUAUCGAAAUAUCUUCAUUGUCCAUCCCAAAGGCAUAAAGUUAUACAAAAACAUUGAUGUAAAUAUGUAGAACUUAGGACCGCUCCUAGGGCAAAAUUGGUUCCAAGAAAGGCAGAUUUGCGAAUUGUGCUAGACCUUCUCGUCUUUUCCCAGCGCGCCUAAUAGCAUCACGGAAGCGAAAGGCAGCAGGAACUAGCUGGUCCUUUACGUACAUAACAUUUAUCAAAACAAUAUUGCCGUUCAGUCAUGGUAAUUUUCCAUUGUUUUGAAAAUCUAUACACUGUUCUUCAUGCCACUAAAUACAGGGUGAGAAUUGGAAAAAAUUUCGACCUACAAAAAAUUUGGGCCAUGUACUGCACACGUAAAAACACACUAGUUGUUA